AUGUAUAAUACUUUCAGAUAUUUGAAGUUAUCAUAUAAAUAUAUUUUAUUAUUAUUAUUUUUUCAAAAUUUUGUUUUUUCUCAUGAUUAUUCUACACAAUCAAGUAAGGAAAAUGAUUUUUUUGUUGAAGCAUAUGAAUUGCUUGAUAGAGGAGAAUACGAAAAAUCCUUCUCAAUUUUAAAAGAUUGUGUUCACUAUGAUUUAAGAUGUUUAACACUUAUAGGAAAUUUCUAUUAUUUAGGACUAAAGCCUGUAGAGAGAGAUGUGUGUAACGCUCUUUAUAUAUGGAAGGUGUGUUCUGAUUAUGGUAGUUCAGAUGCUCAAUUCUAUUUAGGUGUGAUGUAUUCAAAUUAUUUUUCUUUACCUAAUUUAUAUUCUUAUUAUGCAGAGGAACAGAAAAUAGAAGAUAAUAUUAUUUUAUUUAGAAUAUAUCUGUUUUUAAAAGUAAAACAUUUAGAAAAGGGCAUAGCAGAUUGCAUAUGGGGGAGAAAAGAAAAAUAUAAAGAUGAAGAUAAAGAUAAAAAAUUUCGAAGUGUUCCUGUAAUAAGAUUUACUGAAAAUAAUGAGUUAGUAUUAAAAAUAAAAAAUAUAAGAUAUAAUAUAGAUGAGUUAGAACUUUAUUUUAAUAAUUUAAAUAAUUUCCCAGAUAAAUAUGAUAAAGAAAAAGAUGGAAAUAUAAAUUAUAAUUACACAAGAAAUCAUAAUUUAAGCUUAUUAUACUUUUAUAGUAGUAACUUAGCUAAUCAUCCAGGAAGCAUUUUAGCACUUGGAAUAAAACAUAUGAAUGGAUAUGGAGUAGAAAAAGAUUGUGAAGCUGCUUCCAGGUAUUAUUUAAAAUUAACAAAUGAUAUAUUUAAUUCUGAUGAGAAAACAGAAUUUGAAAUAAUUGAUCUAAUACGAUUAAACAUACCAUAUUAUGAUAAAUAUAGCAUGAAUAAUAAAAAAAUAAAAAGUAUUGAACUAUUACUAGAAUCAUCUUUGCAUAAUAAUCAUAAAGUAUUAACUAUGAUAGCUAGAAGGUAUUUAAUUGGAAUAGAUGGUGUAAAAAAAGAUUAUAAAAAAGCACAUAAUUAUUUAAUAAAGGCAGCAAAAUAUAAAAACUCAGAAGCUAUAUCUUUAUUAGGAUAUAUAUAUUUAUUAGGGUUAGGAGUUAAAAUUGAUUACGAUAAAGCAAUUGAAUAUUUUAUUGAAGGUAACAAAUUGAAUGAUUCUUUAAGUUAUAAUGGAUUGGGUUAUAUGCAUUUUUUUGGUUUAGGUAAUUUUAAAAAAAAUACAAAUUUAGCUUUUUAUUACUUUGAAUUAGCAGCAAAGGGAAAUUUAUCGUCAGCUCAAUUUAAUUUAGCUUGUAUGUAUUUAAGUGGAGUUGGCACAUCUCAGUCUUUUCAAAGUGCAUUUUACUGGUUUUAUAAAUCUUUAAAUAAUGGAAAUUUGUUAGCUGCAUACGUUAUUGGGUUUAUGCAUUAUAAUGGAAUCAUAACAUCAAGAAAUUGUAAAUUAGCUUUAUCUUUAUUAUCUAAGGUAGCAGAAAAUAAUCCUUUUAUUAUAAGUACAACUAAUAAAAUUAUAAGAUACACAGAAAAAGGAAGAAAUAAAGAAGCAUUAUUUUUAAUGGCAUUAUUAGCAGAAACUGGAUGUUUGCAAUCACAGAUCAAUUUAUCAUAUAAAAUUAUAAAUUCGGAAUUCUCCCUAUUCUUACCUUCAGAUCCUAAUUCGAAAAAAAUUUAUGCUAGUAGGUAUUUAGCCAUGGCAUCUGAACGUAAUGAUUUUAAAUCAUUAUACAUACUAGGUGAUUAUGCUUAUAAAGGAUAUGGUAUAUAUGUUCAUUUAUUACCCAAGAAUAAUUUACCUAUUAAUCCAUUAUAUGAUUUAAAUGAUAAUAAGUAUUUAUACAAAAAGAACAAAAGAAAGAAGGUAACUGAUAAUAAUAAGAAGAACAACAGCACUUUAAACAAUAAAAAUAUACUAACAAACUCUAACGAAAUAAUAUCUACUGAUUUUAUUGAUGAACAAGGUAUUGUUUUUAAUAAUAAAUGGAGAUUUAAUUAUUCAUUCAAGUUUUUUUUUAAUAAAAUAGAUUAUGAGUUAGCUUAUCAUCAUUAUAAAAGUAUUAUAUCAUUUUAUCCUAAUAAUAUAUAUGUUAUUCAAAUUAUUUCAAAAGCUUGUUAUAACUUAGGAUAUAUGCAUUAUUAUGGAAUUGGAGUACCAAAAAAUAUCGAAAAAUCUUUGGCUUAUUUUAAUUCAUCUAUUAAAGUUUACCCAUCAUAUAAAGUUCCAUCAGUGUUAUUUGUUUUGUAUAUAAAAUUUAAUAAAUAUAUACAUAACUUAAAAAAAAAAAUUAGAAAUUUUUUUAACUUUUUAUAA
Molecule: messenger RNA, 2361 nt
Organism: Plasmodium relictum
Lineage: Eukaryota; Apicomplexa; Aconoidasida; Haemosporida; Plasmodiidae
Gene: HRD3
Product: ubiquitin-protein ligase, putative
Exons: 2
Coding region: 1-2361 (786 amino acids)
Molecular function (GO): protein binding
Source: RefSeq, a predicted model, not a curated record